Messenger RNA from Pseudoliparis swirei, 4174 nucleotides. RefSeq names its product voltage-dependent T-type calcium channel subunit alpha-1I-like. Gene Ontology annotation, biological process: positive regulation of calcium ion-dependent exocytosis; calcium ion transmembrane transport; membrane depolarization during action potential. The transcript is spliced from 31 exons. The coding region runs from base 1 to 4146 and encodes 1381 amino acids. NCBI's taxonomy places the organism in Eukaryota, Metazoa, Chordata, Actinopteri, Perciformes, Liparidae. The record is from RefSeq and is a predicted model, not a curated record. Gene Ontology annotation, cellular component: plasma membrane; voltage-gated sodium channel complex; voltage-gated calcium channel complex. Gene Ontology annotation, molecular function: low voltage-gated calcium channel activity; voltage-gated sodium channel activity.
AUGAGUGAGGUGGCGGUCACCAUCCCACCGCGAGGAGGUCGCGGACGAGGUCGCGGACGAGGUCGCGGACGAGGUCGCAGUCGAGGUCGCGGACGAGGACGAGGUCGAGGUCGCAGCCCACCCCACGUCUCCACAGAGCUGGAACAGCUGCGGUACCCGGCUCUGGUCCCGGUGGUCAUGGGCUUUUUGACCUUAACCUCUUCCUCCACGUGGUUUAAAUAUGUGUCCAUACUGGUGGUCCUCCUCAACUGCAUGAGUCUGGGCAUGUCCCAGCCCGGUCACGAGAGAAGCUACAUGCUCGGGAUUGUGGAUACUUUUGUUGUGGCAUUUUUUGUCAUCGAAAUGCUCAUCAAGGUGUUGGCCAUGGGAGGCUAUGGACACCCAGGGAGUUACCUAGAUAACCACUGGAAUAAGUUUGAACUGCUCAUCAACGCUGGAGAGUUGCUUAGCUACUCCGUGGAACAGUUCGGCAUCGACAUGCAGAUCUGUCAAGUGCUCGGGCCGAUGCGGCUGAUCAGCAGAGUAACGAGUCUGCGUGAGGUGAUGACCGUGCUCAUCGACAUCUUUCCCGUGGUCAGGAACGUUCUCUUCCUCUACAUGUUUGUCAUCCACAUCUUUGGGGUGAUGGGAAUCCAGCUGUGGGCCGGGAAGCUGCGCAACCGCUGCUUCCUUGGAGAGAACAUUUCCACAGCAUACAACGUGUCCUUGGAUCCCUACUACACGACCAAGUACGACGACCAGUAUCCGUUCAUCUGCUCCCUGGACAACAUGAACGGAGUGAGCCGCUGCCACAACUUGCCGCCGCUCAAAGAAAACGGCCAAACGUGCUCUUUGACUCCUCCCCACUAUGCGCCGGGUGUGUUGGGCCCCACAGUGCCGGGGGCCGCUGCUAACGCCUGCAUUAACUGGAACGUACUCUAUAACGUCUGUCGUGCCGGGGACCAAAACCCGAGCAGGGGAGCCAUCAACUUUGACAACAUUGGCUUCGCCUGGAUAGCCAUGUUCCAGGUCAUCACACUGGAAGGAUGGUCGAACAUCAUGUUUUAUGUCAUGGAUGCGUAUUCCUUCUGGAGUUUUCUCUUUUUUAUCUUCAUCACCAUUAUGGGCUCCUUCAUCAUGAUGAAUGUGUGCGCGGUCAUCAUCGGCGCCCAGUUCUCGGACAACUUGUCCGAGAUGAUUACGAAGCAGAACGAAAGGAGAGCCGCAGAAGCCGCGUUCAUCAGAGGGCUCUACUUGAAGCUAACCGGCUGCCUGGAAGGAAUCAGACGCAAGUCCAGAAGAGCAGGAAAUAACAGGGUGCAUUGUGAGGGCGGCGCCAGCGGGACGAAUGACUCAAUGAUCAGCAUUGUGUGGAGACCAUUCCGCAUCUGGCUGAACAGAGUCGUCGAAAAUACGCUCUUCGACCGAGUCAUCAUGUUCGCUGUUUUGCUCAGCAUCCUCACCAUGGCGACAGAGUAUCACGACCAGCCGAAAGAGCUGACGUACCUGUUGGAGAUCAGUAACCUGGUCUUCACCAUGAUCUUUGUGGUGGAGAUGGUGAUCAAGCUGGUGGCUCUCGGAUUAAUGUACUUCAAGGACAAAGACAACAUAUUUGACUUUGUUAUCGUCAUCAUCAGCCUGUGGGAGACGGUGACGAAAGCAAAUGGCAGGUUGUCAGUCCUCCGAGUAUUUCGUCUGCUGCGGUUUGGGAGGCUGCUCCACUACCUCCCUCAUCUGAGGAAACAACUGCUGGUGCUGAAGAGGGCCAUGAAGGAGGCAUCUUCACUCUGCUUGAUAAUGCUGUUCAUCAUCUUCAUUUUCAGUCUCAUCGGCAGGCACCUGUUCGCCAAUCAGAUUAACAUCAAGAUUAUCAGAGAGCCUGACAGAAAAAGCUUUGACACGCUGCUCUGGUCCAUGGUCACUGUGUUCCAGGUUCUGACUGAGGAGGACUGGAACCUGGUGCUGUACAACAUCAUGGCGGCCACCUCUCCAUGGGCCUCCAUCUACUUUGUGGCGAUCAUUGUGACGGGAAAGCACAUCCUUCUCAACAUCCUCGUGGGCAUCGUCAUUGAGGGCUUUCAGAAACAACGCUCCAAAGACAAAUCCUCCAAUCCAGACUUCCCUCAGUCUGCCGACGUGACCUCUGAACCCCCUGUGUCCCCCGAAGAAGGUCAUGCAGCUACAAAUACCAGUGAGGACAAUCAGAGAUCUAUGAAAUGGAUUCGGAAACCUCUCCGCUGGUGCAAAGAGCAUGAAGAGUGGUCCUUCUACGUGUUGUCGCCCAACAACAGGUUCCGCAUCUUUUGCCAGCGUGUGAUUUCUUACAAGAUGUUCGACUACACAGUUAUGUUCUUCAUUCUCCUGAACGGUGUCACCAUUGCUGUGGAGAGGCCUGGAAUACACCCUGAAAGCAAGGAGCAUUGGUACUUGAACGCAUCCAGUUACGUAUUCUUUGCGGUCUUCCUGGUCGAGAUGCUUUUGAAGAUUCUGGCUCUGGGUUUGCUGUUCGGCAGAAAGAGCUACUGCCGGUCCCCCUGGAACGUGUUGGACGGCUCGCUGGUGGUUCUCUCUUUAGCCGACAUCUUUGUCUCUCUGGUCAGUUUGGCCCAACACAAAAUGCUGGGCAUCAUCAAAGUGUUGCGCAUGCUCCGCACAUUCCGCCCACUAAGGGUCGUCAAGCGAGCCCCAAAACUGAAGCUGGCUGUGGAGGCUCUGAUCAAAUCGGUCAAGCCCAUCGGUAACAUCUUCCUCAUCUGCUGCGCCUUCCUCUUUUUCUAUGCAAUCCUUGGGGUGCAGUUGUUCAAGGGGAAGUUCUACAGCUGUAGAGGGGAGUACGUAGAUCACAUCACCAACAAGACGGAGUGUCUGUCGGCCAACUACCGCUGGGAGCGGAAGUUCUUCAACUUUGACAGCCUGCCGCAGGCUCUGAUGUCGCUGUUCAUAAUGUACUCCAAGGAUGGCUGGGUGACCAUCAUGUAUGAUGGAGUGGACGCUGUGGAAGUGGACAUAGAGCCUGUAAUGAACUACAAUGAAUGGAUUCUUAUUUUCUUCAUCACCUUCAUGAUUGUGAGCUUCUUUCUGCUCGACAUGUUUAUCGGCGUGAUGGUGGACACCUUCUUCCAGUGUCAGCAGGAUCAAAAGAGGCGAGACGAAGCAGAACGAAGACUAUUGCACAACCCAGACGUUGAAGACGUUGAAUCCUUUGUAGACGUUGAAUCCGUUGUAGACGUUGAAGAAGUUGUAGACGUUGAAGACGUGGAGACGACCUACUGGACAUCCUACUCACGCACGCGUCUGUGGGUCCACACCCUGUGCACCAACAAAUUCCUGGACCUCGUCAUGGGUGUCGUAAUCUUCAUCAGCGUCUUGAUAAUGGCUGUCGAACACUACGGCCAACCUCCGUACGUCACGCUGUUGAUUGACUAUUCCCACGACGUGUUUACCAUCAUCCUUAUAAUUGAAGUCCUGCUCAAGCUUGUGGCGUUUGGCGUGAGGAGGUUCAUAAAAAACAGUUGGAAUGUGAUGGACAUCGUUGUCAUCUUGGUGUCCGUCUUAAGCAUCAUCUUAAACAAGAUCGAUAUGGCGGACACCAUCCCCAUUAAUCCCAGCAUCCUGAGCGUCUGCCGGGUGCUCAGACUGGCACAAGUGCUGAAGGCCAAAAAGAUCCGUGUUCUGCUCAAAACAAUCAUCAAAACGCUGUCACAGGUUGGGAACAUAUGUCUCCUCUUCGUAUUCUUCUUUUACAUCUACGCCGCGUUGGGAGUGGAGCUCUUCGGCAGACUCGAAUGCGUCGACAAGGAAUUGUGCCAUGGCAUAAACGACCACAUCAACUUCAAGCACUUUGGCAUGGCCCUGCUCGCGCUCUUCCAAGUGUGCACCGGGGACGACUGGAGCGUCAUCAUGAAGGAAACCAUGACACCGUGUCGCCCUGGAGACGAGCAAUGCUCGAACUACCUCGUGUUGGUCGCCCCGAUCUACUUCAUCAGCUUCGUGGUCAUGGUCCAGUUCGUGCUGGUCAACCUGGUGGUGGCCGUGAUCAUGCAGGCUAUGGAGGACAGCAAGCUGGAAGAACAAUUGGCAAGAGAACAAUUGGCAAGAGAAAAUCUGGCCUUGUCUCCAGUCGAGAAUGUGAUCCAGUCAGACGAGCUGCCGCCGGACCAAGAGUGAAUUACAUGUUGUUUUUCUUUCAAAUAAA